AUGACUGAACGGGAUAGAAGUGAAUAUAACGAUCUAUUCCAUCAUUGUGUACGUGUACUAGAUGAAUAUGAUGAUAAAAUGUCAGAAAAAGCAUUCCUAGAUGAAUAUGUUCAAUCACAUCAAGUAUCGAAUCCGUCGUUUAUAUCGAUAGUACUAACUGAUUGUAUUCGUCAUGGUCCGUUACUUAAGAUUCUGCUUGACACAUUUUAUAAAACAAUUGAUGAAAUCAAUCUACGGAAAUCAGAGCAGAAUAGUCAUAAAGUUCUUAUCUACUUGAUCUUCUUCCAACUUGAUUCCAUUGGAUUUCCAUUCUUUCGUGAAAUAAUUCUUUCGAUUCGGUUGCGACAAACGUCCGAAUUGCUCCAAUUUCUUGUCAAUGAAGCACAUCUAUCAACAAUCAAAAGUGAAUGUAUGAAUUUAUACGAAGAAGAAUAUAUUAACACUCAAAUCAUGCGAGUAAUUCCAAGAUAUCUCGCAGAUUUACGUGAUCUCGCAAAGAAAGUCAAAGAGCAAACAUCGAUGAUACGUCCAACAUCAGAACCGACGAAAUUUCAACCAUUCAACUUAACUAAACCAAAGCCAACUCCGAAAGUGAACCAGUGUCAACCAGUACCAAAACCUCGAACUGAUCGUCAAAAGGAUCGAAAAACUAUUUCUCGUCAUCAAAGUUUACAAAGUUUAAAAGAAAAGUCAACUAACGAUGAUCAAAGAAAUCCUCAACCUAAUCGUUUCCGAGCGAGUCCAGCACCGAUGAAAUCGCAGACAAGUAAAAUUCCGGUCAAAUCCAACAUUGCCACUGUACUGAAAGAAAACCAAUUCUACAAAAAGCAAGAAGACAACGUUCGCCGACGCUUGAACGAUUUCGAAGCAGGUGGUAAAGAUGCUGGUGAAUUUCUUCACUGGCAGCAAUCAAAGCAGAAACAAGACUACGAAGAAGAAUUGCAGACGAUUGAACGGAAAAAGUUAGAAGGAAAGAUCAGCUAUGAAGAAGCCAUCUUAGCAAAACAACGUGUUACCAACGAAAAUCGACGGCGAGCCGACGAAUUAAAACGUCAAACACGUGAAAAAAUUCAAGUUUACGUUCAAGAAAAACUUCAGAAAGAACAACACACGAAACAGUUGAUCGAGGAAGUCAUGGAUGGAAGAGACAAUGUCAAACUAUCACAACAAAAACUUCGACAAUACAAAACAGAUUUUGCUAAACAAUAUAAAGAAGAUGUAAAGCAAUUGAUGAAACAAACGCUCGACGAGGCUGAAACUGACAUGCAACAUCGUAUUGAACUAAUUCAACAAAUUCGUGCUAUUGAAUCCAUUCCAAUUGCUCGUUCGAAACCUAUUGAUCUCACAUCUACAGCUGGACAUAGUUUACAUGACGAAAUGUCAAUAAGUGAAUUACGUCAACGAUUGGAACGUUUGAAAUCAGAACGAGAGAAAGAACGCGAAGCACGACAUGAGCGAAUCAUCAGAGAAAAACAAAUAAAAGAAAAAUCAUUAACGAACACAGCUCAACGCAUAGCCAAACAUCGAAAUGAGUCCACAGCACAAUCUGCCAUCAAGAAAUCUCGAGAGACAAGCGCUCCACCUUCUCUCGAUCGACACAACUGUGAACUUCAACAACAUUUACAAUCGAGAAAAGCUGAACGUUUAACGAAAGAAAAUCUUUAA
Messenger RNA from Adineta ricciae, 1665 nucleotides. NCBI's taxonomy places the organism in Eukaryota, Metazoa, Rotifera, Eurotatoria, Adinetida, Adinetidae. The record is from the annotation of a GenBank genome assembly.